UCUUCAGAAGACAGAUUUGGUGGUCGCCGAAUGUACACAGGCACCCCCAUUCUUCCUCCCUCCAACACCAACAGCAGCAGUGGUAUCCCUGCUCUUAUGAUGCAACAAAUGCUCGAAAAAAUGUCAGAAAUGAAUUGUAAGAUCAUUCAGCAAGAUCAAAAAAUAACUCAACUUACCAGCUACUUGCAUCAACUACAGCAAGCUAGAACAACUGCCGCCUCUACUGAGCAAGCUUACUGUUUCUACAGCUUUGAUUUUGAUUUUGUUUCUUAGUUGGUUCUUUUCUUUUUUUUUUUUUUUU
Cokeromyces recurvatus is the source of this 301-nucleotide messenger RNA. RefSeq lists its product as uncharacterized. The record is from RefSeq and is a predicted model, not a curated record. Bases 97 to 273 code for a protein of 58 amino acids. The transcript is spliced from 2 exons. NCBI's taxonomy places the organism in Eukaryota, Fungi, Mucoromycota, Mucoromycetes, Mucorales, Mucoraceae.